Molecule: messenger RNA, 663 nt
Organism: Trichophyton benhamiae CBS 112371
Lineage: Eukaryota; Fungi; Ascomycota; Eurotiomycetes; Onygenales; Arthrodermataceae
Product: malic acid transport protein, putative
Exons: 3
Coding region: 1-663 (220 amino acids)
Biological process (GO): transmembrane transport; sulfite transmembrane transport
Cellular component (GO): plasma membrane
Molecular function (GO): sulfite transmembrane transporter activity
Source: RefSeq, a predicted model, not a curated record
AUGACCAAACAUACCUCUUCCCUCGAGACGAUGACGGCAGCCUGGUUGCUCCCCAUCGUGGCUCCCGUUGUCGCGGCCGCCUCUGGAGGUGUGGUUGCUGAUUCACUCCAGAACGACACCCACGCUCUCAUCACCAUCCUCGUCUGCUAUGUCAUGUGGGGAUCUGCCGUCCCCUUGGCCAUGGUCAUCCUCGUCAUCUACUUCCAGCGUCUUGCCAUACACAAGCUGGUUCCUCGAGCAGCCAUCGUCAGUGCCUUAUUGCCCAUCGGUCCCCUUGGACAGGGUGGCUUCGGUCUCAUGCAGCUUGGUGUCGUAGCCAAGCGUGUUUUCCCAAGACUUGAUUUCCUUGCUCCCAUUGCCGGUGACAUCUUCUAUGUCAUGGGUGCAUUCAUCGCCAUGAUUAUGUGGGGAUUCGGUCUGAUCUGGCUGUGGUUUGCCCUGGCCAGUUUCACCCGCGGAAAGUUCUACUUCAACAUCGGCUGGUGGGCAUUCACUUUCCCGCUUGGUGUUUUCACCACAGCCACCACUCAGAUGGGCAAGGAGUUCAACUCUCCUUUCUUCGACAUUCUCGGAACUUUCUUCUCUAUUGUUGUUACUUGCAUGUGGGUGCUGGUUUUCGCCUUGACGGUGUAUAAGUCAUGCACCAAGGAACUUUUCCGAUAG